Lactuca sativa (garden lettuce) is the source of this 1005-nucleotide messenger RNA. RefSeq names its product cotton fiber protein. Lineage: Eukaryota; Viridiplantae; Streptophyta; Magnoliopsida; Asterales; Asteraceae. The record is from RefSeq and is a predicted model, not a curated record.
CUACCAACGCAGAUUACUUUAUUCUAAUCCUUAGAACAUCACCCACUUCAUAUCCAUUCAAUCUUUUAAUCCAAAUUUCAACUUACUUUGCUGUCUAACUUCAAUAAUGGUGUCCCAAGACAAGAACAAAAGAUGGUCGUUGUUAGGUAGGCUGAGGACGGCGGUGAAGAAGGUUACAUUCCUCUUAAAUCUCGAUAUAAACCGGUGGCAUAUUGUCUCCUCCUUGAUCGGUGGUCGUCGUACUUUGAGCAGCCGGCGGCUGAGUUUCAAUGAACGACUUGGGUUAACAUCGAUCGUCUCCUCCCCCGCACAUGAUGAAUAUUAUAGCACCUGGGCUUCUCCUUACACAGCGACUUCUUCUUCUCAGAUAUCACCAGAGCAAGGUGAGUUACAGCUACAAAAGACUCAAAGCUUUCCUUUGCAAAGAACCACAAGUUUCCCAGAAGAAGAUGAUAUUGAUAGGAGAGCUGAGAUGUUUAUAACGAAUUUUAAACGACAAUUACGGAUGGAAAGACAAGUGUCUUUGGAGCUGAGGUACAGAAGAGACAAUAGCUUUGAAUCAUCGAAUACUAUUUCACCAUGAUCAUGAAUUCAUGAUGGGUGCUUUUUUUUUUCUUUUGGAAAGUAAAUAAUGAGUUUUUGGAGAACUUAUAAAUAAUCGGUAAUGGGUUAACAGUCGUUCUUGAGCAAUUAUUUUGGCCAUGGGAAUGACUGAGGUCGAUCAGAUUGAUGAAUCAGGUUUUGAAGAAAGAGUCAACGAUUUGAUCAAGUAUUGUGGUCUUCAAUUUGGUUAUGAGAUCUUCAAUUGUUUGUUUGAUUGCUUUUUUUUUUUUUUUUUUUUGAUUCUUUUAUUAAGUCGUGAAAGAGAGCUGUUGGAAAAUAAAAAAGUUAUGAAAGGAGGAAAAAGAAUCGGGCUGCUUUGGUACAUAGCCAGAGCAAAAUUCUUUGAAUUACAUGUAUUUAUUUUGUAUUAUAGUUAGUCAAUGGACCAUUUUGUUUGUUGUC